Microtus ochrogaster (prairie vole) is the source of this 450-nucleotide messenger RNA. RefSeq names its product cystatin E/M (gene Cst6). Gene Ontology annotation, cellular component: extracellular exosome. The record is from RefSeq and is a predicted model, not a curated record. Lineage: Eukaryota; Metazoa; Chordata; Mammalia; Rodentia; Cricetidae. Gene Ontology annotation, molecular function: cysteine-type endopeptidase inhibitor activity.
AUGGAGCGUCCUCACUUCCCGCUGGCGAUGGGCCUGGCCCUGCUCGCACUCUGCCUCCUGACUCUGUCCCCGGACGCCCGUGCCGAGCUGCGAAGCCGCAGGAUCGGAGAACGCCAAAACCUGUCUCCCAACGAUCCCCGGGUGAAGAGGGCCGCACAGGUCGCUGUGAGCACCUACAAUAUGGGCAGCAACAGCCUUUACUACUUUCGAGACACCAAAAUCGUCGAUGCAGCGUAUCAGCUGGUGGCUGGCCUCAAGUACUAUCUGACUAUGGUCUUAGAGAGCACAGAGUGCAGAAAGACCAGAGUCUCUGGAGAUCACAUGGACCUCACCACCUGCCCUCUGGCCGCAGGAGUGCAGCAAGAGAAGCUGCGCUGCAACUUUGAGCUCCUUGAAGUCCCCUGGAAGAACACCACUCAGCUUCUGAAGCAUGACUGUAAGGUGGUGUAA